This is a messenger RNA of Microsporum canis CBS 113480, 1572 nucleotides long. Its product is annotated as histidyl-tRNA synthetase. Gene Ontology annotation, cellular component: mitochondrion; cytoplasm. The coding region runs from base 1 to 1572 and encodes 523 amino acids. Gene Ontology annotation, molecular function: histidine-tRNA ligase activity; ATP binding. Gene Ontology annotation, biological process: histidyl-tRNA aminoacylation; mitochondrial translation. The record is from RefSeq and is a predicted model, not a curated record. The transcript is spliced from 2 exons. Lineage: Eukaryota; Fungi; Ascomycota; Eurotiomycetes; Onygenales; Arthrodermataceae.
AUGGCGCCUAAGAAUAAAACAUCGUUUACGCUUAAAACGCCCAAGGGGACCAAGGACUGGGCUGGCUCCGACGCUCUCCUCCGCGACCAGAUAUUCAGUACUAUUACCAAUGUCUUCAAGCGUCACGGCGGCAUGGCGCUCGAUACACCUGUGUUUGAGCUUCGUGAGAUCCUAGCGGGAAAAUACGGAGAGGACUCUAAGUUGAUAUACGACUUGCAGGACCAAGGUGGAGAGAUAUGUUCGCUACGAUACGAUCUGACAGUCCCAUUUGCGCGAUGGCUGGCGAUGAACACAGAUGUGCGUAGUAUAAAGCGAUACCACCUGGCCAAGGUGUAUAGGCGGGAUCAGCCAGCAAUGACAAAGGGGAGGAUGAGAGAGUUCUAUCAGUGUGACUUCGAUAUCGCUGGUGCGCAAUUUGACCCUAUGGUCCCAGAUUCAGAGGUCAUGAAGAUCGUCACAGAAGUAUUUGAGGACCUGGGCUGGAAGGGGAAUUACACCAUUAAGAUUAAUCACAGGAAGAUAUUGGAUGGGUUAUUUGAGGUAUGCGGUGUACCACAAGAGAAGAUACGGACUAUCUCUAGUGCAGUUGACAAGCUGGAUAAAUUGCCGUGGGAGGACGUCAGGAAGGAGAUGGUUGAUGAGAAGGGCCUUGAUGGCGCGGUAGCAGACAAUAUCCAAACCUACGUCGUUCGAAAAGGGGGACGGGAUCUCCUUGAAUAUCUGCUGGCGGAUGAGAAGCUCACCGCGAAUGCUUCUGCCAAAGCAGGCUUGGACGACAUGUCUCUGCUACUGGACUAUCUAGAUGCCUUUGGCAUUCUGGACAAGAUCUCUUUUGAUAUGAGCCUUGCUCGUGGUCUAGAUUAUUACACCGGCGUUAUCUACGAAGUCGUCACAGAAGGCUCAGCGCCCGCCACUGCUACUUCUGCCCCCGAGGCACAAGCCCUACAACGCUCAGCGAAAAAGGACAAAAAGAUAGAUGCUGAUGAGGACAGGUCUAACGACCCUUCUGUUGGCGUUGGAAGUGUUGCUGCAGGUGGCCGUUAUGAUGACCUAGUAGGUAUGUUUUCUCCAAAGGCCCAGAUACCCUGCGUUGGGAUAUCGUUUGGAGUGGACCGAAUAUUUUCCAUCACCAAGGCUCGUUUGGAACGUGAGAACAAGAAAAACACUCUACGAAGCAGCGAAGUGGACGUUUUUGUCAUGGCAUUCGGUGGCAAAGGAUUUACAGGCCUAUUAAAGGAGCGAAUGCAAAUCUGCAGGUCGCUGUGGGAGGCCGGAAUCAAGGCCGAGUUUUCAUAUAAAGUGAAGCCCAAACUCCCCGCUCAGUUCAAGGCCGCUGAAAGCAAUAAUGUUCCUUUCGCCGUCAUCCUAGGCGAAGAUGAGCUAGCUGCUGGACAAGUACGCGUUAAGGAGAUGGGCCUUCCAGAUGGCCACCCUGAGAAGGAAGGUAUACUAGUCGAUAUUACUUCUCUCGUUGCAGAAAUUAAAAAGGGGCUGGAGAGGAAAACGAAAGAGGAGAAUGCGCCGGUAGACGAAGCAGCGGAUAUAGCGCAGAAAGUGAAGGAUCUUUUGUAA